This is a messenger RNA of Dendrobium catenatum, 987 nucleotides long. Its product is annotated as aldehyde dehydrogenase family 2 member C4-like. The transcript has 4 exons. Gene Ontology annotation, molecular function: aldehyde dehydrogenase (NAD+) activity. NCBI's taxonomy places the organism in Eukaryota, Viridiplantae, Streptophyta, Magnoliopsida, Asparagales, Orchidaceae. The record is from RefSeq and is a predicted model, not a curated record. Bases 1 to 846 code for a protein of 281 amino acids.
AUGCGGAUUCCAUUUUUAAAAAACAAAAGGUUUACCAAGGAUAAACCAGGCACCACUAGACCAAAUAAGGUCAUAGUCUUCAGCACUAGAGAACUUGAACAGAAAAAAACCAUCACUAAGAGAUAUAAGUUUCAUACUACCUUUGAGAUUCCAGAGCUUCUUAACAGCAUUAUGAAGCACCUCAUAGUAAGCUGCAACGGCUCCGUGGGAUUCAAAAUACAGUUCACUAAGCUCUUCAUCAAUGGCCAAUUCGUUGACUCCGUCUCAGGAAAAACAUUUGAGACUAGAGAUCCGAGCAAUGGGGAGGUGAUCGCAUCCGUGGCUGAAGGAGACAAAGCUGAUGUUGAUUUAGCGGUGAAAGCUGCCAGGAAUGCCUUUGAUAACGGCGCCUGGCCUCGUAUGUCAGGCUAUGAGAGAGGAAGAAUCAUGAUGAAAUUUGCCGAUCUAAUUGAAGAACACGCAGAGGAGCUGGCAACUAUUGAUGCGAUAGAUGGUGGCAAAUUAUUCUCCUUAUGUAAAGCCAUGGAUAUCCCGCAUUGUGUUCAUCUUCUCCGUUAUUAUGCGGGCGCAGCUGAUAAGAUUCAUGGUGAGACAUUAAAGCUCUCAGGUGAGUUUCAAGGGUACACGUUAAAAGAACCCAUAGGUGUGAUCGGGCAUAUUAUACCAUGGAACUUUCCUACGGCCAUGUUCUUCCUAAAGGUCAGCCCUGCCCUUGCUGCUGGUUGCACUAUGAUAGUCAAGCCUGCCGAGCAAACACCUCUUUCAGCUCUUUAUUAUGCUCACUUGGCUAAGCUGGUAAUAUUUUGCAAUUUUUUUUUCCGAAUUACUGUUCAGUUAAAAUUUUGAAUAGUGAGUAUUGAAUAUUUAAAGCAUUGAUUUGAGCUUAGACUCUUUCAAUUGCCUUUGUUCUCUAAUUUAUUUUGAGAGCUACUACUUAAUGAUUUUCUAUGAUUUCGUGUGAAGCCAAAAGACAAUAGCAUUUGUAGA